Messenger RNA from Funneliformis caledonium, 597 nucleotides. NCBI's taxonomy places the organism in Eukaryota, Fungi, Glomeromycota, Glomeromycetes, Glomerales, Glomeraceae. The record is from the annotation of a GenBank genome assembly.
AUGGCGUCAACACGACGCAUCUCGAUAUAUCUUUUACUCCUACUUGUCGCUUUAUUCCUUGUGAGUGUUGCUUUUCCUGUUGCAAAUGCACAAGACCCAAAAGCACCAGACGAUGCAAAACAACCAGAAACUAAACAACCAGAGAAAGCACCAGAAGACGCUGCACCAAAGGAACCAAAACAAGAGGCGCCCAAAGAUAACCUUCCACCUGCUGAUGAUCCAGACCCACAACCACAACCUAAAAAUGAUCCCAAGGAUAACCCUAAACAACCGCAGCCAAAGCAACCUGAUGGUGGUGCCAUAACAAUUACAACAUUUUCUACAGUUUCUGGUGGUCCCGCUACUGGAGUACCAGUUCCAAAAAAACCAAAAGAAUCUAAUCAGAAUGCAGAAUCAAAUGAUGCAGGUGGUAGUGUUGUUACUGCCGCCAUUGUUGUAGCUACCGUUGUUGUUGCUGCCGCAAUUGGUAUUUGGAUAUUUAGAAAAUGGAAACUUACGCCUUCGAGGAAUUUCAAGGAGAAAAUUCAACCAGUGAAUUUUGCUCCACGGACGCAUGAAUCAGAUACAGUAUUCUUGCGUGAAUUAAAUGAACCGUGA